Closterium sp. Naga37s-1 is the source of this 2526-nucleotide messenger RNA. Lineage: Eukaryota; Viridiplantae; Streptophyta; Zygnematophyceae; Desmidiales; Closteriaceae. The record is from the annotation of a GenBank genome assembly.
AUGCUCAGCGCAGAGGACGCCGCAAGAUCAGGGGGUGGAGGUCGUAACGUCACCGCCAGCGCCAGGGGAGGAGGAAAGGGAGGCGGCGCGGCGGGUGUCGGUCAGAGCCAGGCAUGCGGAAGUCGCGGCGCAACUGACGGCGGGCCUGACGGCGACGAGUCGGAAUGGAGUGCGGCGCUAAUGGAUCCUAGCCGGAGCGAUCGGCGCAGCAGCACUGGCGACAGGCGGCGGUCGUCGCGGCUGUCGGCGAGCUCGAGGCGCCGGAACGCCAUGGAGUACUCGGAACUUGACGCCAUUCGUGAAAGGCUGCUCCAUGCCACUCAGCUAUGGGCCAUCACCGUCGCUGACAGCUCAACGGAUGGCGCUGAUUCUGAUGCUGCUGCUGCUCUUGCUGCCGCUGAGACUGCUGUUGCUGUUACUGGUGCUGCUGUUGCUACUAGGAGUGCAGCUUCUGGUACUCCUGCUGUUACUGCCACUUCUUGUAGGUCCAUGUCCCGCUCUUUGAGUGCAGCAGGCUUUGCGGGGAUGACUGUGUCAGAAGCGACUGCUUCUGCAGCAAUGCUCGCGGCAAGGGGAGCUGCGCCAGGCAAAGCAGCUGGUGCUAGCACGAACCUGACGCUUACUCUGCCUGGUGCUAGCUCUUCACAAGCAACGGGAGCGUCAGGGAUUCCGGAUUCCACUACCCCAACUGGUCCCACUUUCACGUUCGGGCCUACUGAUGCAGAUGAUGUGUCGCCCACAUCUGCUGCUGCUCCCUCAGACACAUCCUCUUCAUCCUUGUCUGCAUCUGCUCACGGGCUCACGUGCUCCGGCAGUUCACCGCCGCAUGUUGCCGAGUCGCCCUUUUCCCGCAUUUCCACGUUUCUCAUGCGGCGAUUCGUGUCCCCGUUCCCGAUUCUGGGCCUGCCUGUGCUGUCCCUAGACCUAUCUCUGCGUCUGCGCGUGCGUGCACAAAACCCCAACUACAUGCCCGUUUCCUACUCCGCUGCCACCGUCGCCAUCUAUUACGACGGCACUAAGAUAGGCGAGAGUAACAUGGGAGCGGGGCAGUUCAUGCCUCGGGACAACAAGGUCAUGGAGCUAUCUGCCACCAUGAGUGCACUGGAGCUAGCAGCAGCCAAUGCGCGGCGGCUGCUGAGCGACAUGGUGAACCGCAGUGUCACAGUGGAGGCUGUCACCUCUUUCCCGGCCGUUGCCCAUGGGCUUUGUGACUCCCUGCACCCCCGCCUUCUGGUGGAGCUUAGGAACGAGGUGACGUUCGACCCGCUCACUCUGGGCGUUCAAGAGAGCGAUUCCUUUUCUGCUAUGCAGCUGCUGCAACCUAUCACUCACCCCAUGCACGCUGAUUCCGUUUCAGCGCCUUCCAUUCCGUCCCCCAUGGAGCCCGCGCUUCUCUCCGCCAUCUCCGCCAUUCACGCCGCGCCAGCGCGCGCCGUGCUUGCCGUCACGGGAGGCGCGUCGCAGGCGGUGGGAUGGCUAGUAGCGGUUCCCGGCGCGUCGCAGACGGUCUUGGAGGCUGUGCUGCCGUACUCGCAGCGCGCGUUCGACCAAUACGUGGACGCCACGUGGCACGCGCAGGCGCAGCAAUAUGUGAGCAGAGCAGCAGCACAGCAGCUCGCCUUCGCUUCUUACAAUCGAGCUCUCUCCCUUGCUCCCAUCGCACAGCCGGUGGUGGGGGUGGGUUGCACGUGUGCGCUGGUGUCCAGUGCUCCAAAGAGAGGCGCACACAGGUGUCACAUAGCAGCGCGCUCGCAAGGCAUGCUGUGGGAGUACUCUCUGCUGCUCUCCAAGGAGGCCCUGCGGUCCCGGCAGCAAGAGGAUGACAUGGCCAGUCGCCUCCUGAUCCGCGUGCUAGCAGCGAGUAUGGGGCUACCAGCAGUGGCGGGGGGCGUGGCGGUGGGGGAGGGGCGGGGGGACGGCGUGGAGGAGGCAGCAGCAGUGGUGGGGCAGGGGGAGCAGAUACAGGAGGUGCUGGAUGGCCGAGUGGCCUAUGCUGUCUUUGCCGCCCCUACCUGGGCGAGCAGGUGGGGAGCAGCAGGGGAGGGGCGCAGAGUGGUGCUGUGCGGUUCCUUCAACCCACUGCACCAAGGACACACUGACCUCAUGGCAGCUGCUCUACUGGAGGUACCAGGCGGAGUCCCAUGCUACGAGAUGGCGGCAUGGAACGCGGACAAGGGAGCCAUUCCCGUGGAGGAGGUGGAGAGGCGAGUCCACCAAUUCACUGCCCAUGGUCACAUGGUGGUGGUAACCCGCCUGCCUCUAUUUGCCAGCAAGGCCUCUCUCUUCCCGCACUCCACCUUUGUGAUUGGAUACGACACUGCUGUUCGCUUGCUCGACGCAAAGUACUACGGCAACAGCCACAGCAGCAUGAUGAAUGUGCUGCACGGUAUUGCCCGCUCCGGAUGUGACUUCCUUGUCGCUGGCAGGCUCGUUGGCUCCACAUUUCAGGUCGCUGCUCGCCAGGCUGCUGCUGCCACCGCCACCGCCGCUAGUGAUGACGCAGGUGCUUCUGAAAGCUCGUGGUAG